Molecule: messenger RNA, 3101 nt
Organism: Malaclemys terrapin pileata
Lineage: Eukaryota; Metazoa; Chordata; Testudines; Emydidae
Product: sialic acid-binding Ig-like lectin 14
Exons: 10
Coding region: 242-2212 (656 amino acids)
Source: RefSeq, a predicted model, not a curated record
UUCCUGUCUUGAAAUCUCACAUCUCGCCCCAUUUCUCGUCCUGACACUUGCAUCUGCUGCCACCCAGGCAGGUCUCCACAGGCACCCGGGUCUUCCUAUUGGAGUUGGGAUUCACUAGCCAUCGUAACCGGACAUCUGCUGUUCCAGUGUACUGUUCCCAGCCAUUCCGCCCCAGAGUCGGACGCAUUUCAGCGUCGAGUGAGCAACCCCUGGGCAGUGUCGCUGUGUGGCUAUUCCGCAGAUGCUCCGCCCCGGAGGUGGCUGCAUCUCAGCUCAGGGUCUGUCCCAGCUGGACGCCCCAGCCAUGGGCAGAGUCCUGCCGCCACAGCAUAAUGCCGGGGAAUGGGAUCUCCCGGCUCAGGGUCCCCCAUGGAGAGCAGGGGGUCCGUCCCCCAUUGCGGCCACAUUGAGGGUCCUGAUCCUCGCCCUGCUCUGGAAGGGGUCCCUGUCCCAGCUGCCCGGAUUUACCCUGACGGUGCCGCAGUCGGUGUCGGUGCAGGAAGGUCUCUGCGUUCUUGUCCCCUGCACCUUCACAUACCCAGCCUCGUACGACACCUACAAUUCCUGGGCCCGGCUCUACAGAUACUGGUACAAGGAUCCGGCCGUUGUGGGCUAUGAUCCCCCCGUGGCCAGCAGUAACCCCAGCCGGCAGGUGUCACAGCAGACCCAGGGCCGGUUCUGGCUGGUGGAGAAUCUAGUGCGCGGCGACUGCUCCCUGCAAAUCAGCGACGCCCGACGGACAGAUGCAGGGAGAUAUUUCCUUAGAGUCGAGGGAGACUUUGACUACACUUACCGCUCCAGUACCGAUCGCACUGACCUUACGCUCACGAUCUCCGUGUCAGGGCUGACGGAGGAGCCAGAGAUCCAGAUCUCGCCGACGCAGGGGCUGCCAGCGACACUGCUGGCUGGGGAGCCGGUGACUGUGACCUGCACGGCCCCUGGGCGCUGUUCCGGGCCCCCUCCCCAAGUCACCUUGACAGGACCGUUCAGCACCACAGCCCGGGACACAUCAGUCCAGCUGGCGAACGGCACCUGGGCCCGCAGCUCUGAGCUCCGCUUCACACCCUCCCUGGGGGACCACGGCAAAAAGCUCAUCUGCAGCGUCACCUACAGGCAAAGAUGGGGACCUUCCACCAGCAGAACCAUCUGGCUCCGUGUCGGCUAUCCAGUGAGGACUCCAGAAAUCACCAUCUCCAGAGCUAACAGGAGAGACCCCCAGCUAUUCCAAGACCAGAGCACCACAGUGGGGAACGGUUCACAGCUCACAGCCCGGGAGGGCGACUCCCUGCGGUUCCUCUGCUCUAUCGCCAGCAGCCCCCCUGCCACGCUGGCCUGGGUGAGGGGGGGCCGAGCCAUCGAGGGAGUCGACCACAUGGGGAAGAAUCAGCUGCGGCUGGAGCUGCCCAACGUGACGGCCGAGGACGGGGGGCUGUACGGGUGCUUGGCCCAGAACAAUGAGAGCUCUGCCCAGGGAACGUUCCAGCUGCUCGUCGAGUACAGCCCACGGCCGGGGACCGGGCUGAACUCGUCCUGCCAGCACCAGGGGCCCAGCGUCAGCUGCAGCUGCUCCCUGCGCUCCCACCCCCCUCCCCGGCUCCAGUGGCAGGUGGACGGGGAGCCCCUGGCUGGGAAUUGCUCACGGGGGGCCCUGCAGGUCAGCUCGUGGGCCCAGGGGGACGAGGCCAUCAGCACCCUGAGCUGGACAGGAAGUGGGGACAGGGUCCCCCGGAUCUUCUGCCUCGGCUCCAACCCCCAUGGGACCUACGCCGCCCUGCACUUUGACUUCAGUCCCCCACGGAGAGGUGCGGUGGAGUCUGGCAAGCUACUGGGCAUCGGGGUGGCCUGUGGGCUGGGGAUCGCCGUCGGCUUCUUCCUUCUCGGGCUCUGUGUGAUCAAGCUGCGGGGCCGGGAGCCGGUGCCCCCCAGUGCUGAGGCCGGGGAGAUGGCUAACGGGAGCCAGGCGGAGCACACGGCUGACGAGACCAGCCUGAUCUACAGUAACGUCCCCACCAUGCCCAUGCGUCACAAGACUCCAGCUGCCCACCGGACCAAAGGCGUCCAGGAUGAGGCUGCAGCAACAAAGGCCACGCUAGGCCCCGGGGAGCCAGAUGAGCAGUAUUACACCUCCAUCAACUUCUCCAAGCUGCAGCGCAAAGGGGGGGAGCCUCCGGAGCCCCCCACCACAGAAUAUUCCGAGGUCCGGCGGAAAUAGCCCCUUAGCAACAUGGGCCCAGGCUGGGAAUCUCCAGCCCAUCCAGUGCUGUUGGGGGAUCAUAACGAGGGGGGAAGGGGGCAAAGGUUUGGCCCAGGACGUGGGAAACGUGGGUGCAAAUCCCUGCUUGGCCCCGGACUCAGAGCGGGGUCAACUAGGCCUUGGAGAUGCUGGAGCACUGCAUUGUGGGGAGGUAUCCCAGAGUCCUCUGCAGCCAGGUACUAAAGCCUGCCCCUUCCCAAACCCCACUGCCCCCAGAGGAAAGAGUCUCUGACCUCUCAACCACAGAGAGUCUCUCUUCUACCCUGCCUGAGCCCUCACCCCCUCGUUUCACAGAUGGACAGGAUUGUCAAGCGCAGGGGCAGGAGCGGAGGGAUGGGCUUGUGGCUAAGUUGCUGGCCUGGUACUCAGGCUUCCUGGCUUCUAGUCCCUGCUCCACUGAAACUGCUGUAGGUGAGGUUGGGCCAGUUGCUGCAACUAUCUGGCCUCACUUUCCUCACCUUGAAAAUUGAAAUGAUAAAAAUAUAAACUCUUAGGGUCAGGGACUGUUUCUCACUGUGUUUGUGCAGCUCCUGGCACAAGGAAACCCACAUCUCAGCUGGGGCAGGACCUGUCUCUUGCUGUGUGUCUGAGCAGUGCCUGGCAUAACAGGGCCCUGGUCUCUGUCUAGGGCAAUCAGUGCCACGGGAUUAGAACUUCUUAAUAACAAUGUUCUAUUGAAGGUAACAACUUCACUCCAAAGCCAAAAGUAUCCGACUGUCAAAUGUCUAGUUCACAAGCUGUUACUUGAAAUAGAUUUUCAUGUGUCAUUUUUUGCCACUGCUACUUUUUUAACAAAGGGCCACUAACAACUAUGACUUAUUUGUGUCCAGUAAAGAAUCAGUUUUCA